CUGGGGUACUUCAGAGAAAUAGAAGUUAUCCAAAGUCGGUCGAAUUCUCUGUGACUGUGGAUCACUUGUACUUCAUCUAACCCAGCGGCACAUCAGGAGGACACGUGGAUGCUGUUGUCUUGGUCUUGCAGAUGUUGACUGAUCGUGCGUGGACGGCGGGGGUCCUUACAGCUGUUCUCCUCCCUAUGAUUAGGGGUUCUGGUGGACGUGGUCCGCUUCACGUACUUUAUGGGAGUUCAUUCUGCAUAUGGAUACAGCACUGUAUACCACCGUACACUGUAUGUAUGUGGCAGAAGGCUGAUCUUAAUAAACUCAGAAUGGUUCAGGUUAAGGUAGCUUAGCAGGCUAAGGAAAUCAUGGAACUUGUGUUUCGUGUGCGUGUGCACUUCUUGGUGAAUGGUAGAUCAACCUGAGGAAGUGGCGGAGCAGGCUGUUGAAGAAUGCCGGGAAUGUCCGGAGUCAUGAGUGUGGUUCAGCUCCACUCAUUUUCUUAUUGAUCUGUUUGCAAUUCGUUUAACAUUGAAAUCGUGUAAAAAAUACUUGAAUGUGUGUAUCUGCCUUUUUGGUGAGAAAACCUCCAUGAAAUAAAACUCAAUAAACAAGACGGUAAGCUCUUGUUUCUAAAGAGUUCAUGUGGACGGCAGCUUUCCUAUCUCAGACCCUCACCGUGAAGAACAUCACCGGGGAGACCUGAUGUUUACCUUUUUGAAAGAAAGCCCCCAAAAAAUUGGGUCCCCCCCGUGAUGUCAUCAGGUGACCACUUCCUGUUUAGAUCUGCAGGUUGUAAACACGGUUGUCAUGGUGAUGUUUCGGGUUGCCACUGACGCCUUUCAACAAAAGAUCUAUGCUCUCGAGCCGCGGCGCUGUCAGGUGUCUGAGCUGGACAGGAAUGAUCUCUCUACUGGUCUCUAUACUGGGAAAUAGUAUACUGGAUCUCUGCUGGCCUCUCUACUGGGAAACAGUGUACUGGACCCACAGACUUUGUUAAAUGUCAAUAUACUGGUCUGUACUGGGUCUACGGAUAGUACACUGGUCUAUACUGGGUCUACAGAUAGUGCACGGGUCUGGAAUGGGUCCAUAGACUGUGUUCUGGUCUGUACUGGUCUGUACUGGGUCUACAGGCAGUGUUCUGGUCUGUACUGGUCUGUACUGGUCUACAGAGCGUGUUCUAGUCCAUGGCUCACUGCAGCAGGUCUCUGGAUGUCCGGUUCGCUCUAGAAAGAGCCAAGAAGAAAAUAUGUGGCUUGGAACACAAACUGUCUGCACUAUCGACGGUUUCGGACGGCGAGGAGAACGAGGUCGCAGGGUUGCCAUGGACGCAGAACAAGGAGCUCAAGGAGUCCCUGGUGGACAUGUAUAAAGCUAAUCCAAACGUCAACCAGGAGCUGAGACAGUGGCUGUCCCCGACCCACAGCCUCCCGCCAGGGUUAACUGGGUACACUGGGUUAACUGGAGCCGUGCUGCCCAAACCCCAGGACACAUUCCAAGGCGCCGCCUGUCUGCAACGCUCCUCCUCCAGUCCAGCUCCAGUUCCGGGCAUCAUGGAGGCGUCCCCUAGCCCCGCCCCUUUCACCCAGACAGACACCACAGGCCACGCCCCCUCCCUCCAGGCGGACGGUGGUGGCCACGCCCCCCUGGCCUCCCCGGACACCAGAUCCAGAGGUCUGAGCAGAGAGAAGAACGUUUCUUUUCUGUUGAAGGAACUCGACUCUCUGAGGGCCGUCAACAGCAAGCUGCAGCUCCAGCUGGUCCACCAGCAGAAGGAGGUGGAGGAGCAUCAGCUUGGAGAGGAGUUCAGGACCUCCCCUCAACUCCUCCCUCAAGCUGUCUUCCAGGAGCUGUGCGCCGCCCAACGGGAGCGGGACCAGGCUCUGAUGUCACGGCUGCGUCUGGCCAAUGAGGAGCGAGAUGAGGCCCUGCUCCGUGCCAAACGGCUCCAGCAGCAGGAGGAAGAUAUAGAUUCCUGGUUGCUCCAGGAGGGCAAACAGAUGGAGGAUGUAACCCCAGCGUUUAAUAUGGACCAGGACGUGGAGGAGGUCCUGGGGGGCCUGGCGGAGGCGGACUCGGCCCGCUCCGUCCAGCAGACGGGGGCGGUCCUCCUGGCUCUGCUCCAGAAGGCCCGUCAGCGCCACCGCGACAUCACCACGCAGGAGAUGACGGUCCUGAUCGACGAGAGGGACCGCACCGCCACCAAGUUGAAUCGUCUGGAACUACUGACCAGAGAAAAGAACCAGGCAGCACACGACGCCUGCAAGGAGGAGCUGGAGAGAGCGGAGCGGGAGAGAGACCGGGCGCUGGAGCAGCAGCAGCAGCUGGAGGGGGAGAUCAGCAGGCUCCAGGGCGAGUCGCGGCGGGCGCUGGGCCACGGCCCCCCCCCGGCCCCGGGGCCCAGAGAGGGGGGCGAGGUGCUGGGUAGCACUGCAGGCCAGGAGCCCGCGCUGACCCAGAGCUCCCAUCCCUCCAGGCAGCAGCAGGACCUGGAGCAGAGGCUACAGGCCUCCCUACAGGCAGAGGGGGAAGCCUGCGCAAAGAUACAGAAGUUGGAGCGGCUGGUGGAGGUGUUGAGGAAGAAGGUCGGAACCGGCAGCCUCCGCUCUGUCGUCUGACCCCGACGACCUCCUGACCUCCUGACCCCCGAUGACCUCUUGACCUCCCCCUCCUCUCCCAGGGGGUUUGGGGUCGUUUCAUUUAUAUAUUCCCGUCUACCAUUACAAACACUACACAAUACUAUAUUUAUUAUCGAAAUAAGAAUUUCUGGUAUUCCCAACACGAUAUAACAUUAUAUUUAAUUAUUUGAAUAAGAAUAUCUAGUAUUAUAUACACUUUACUACAUUAUAUAUCAAAAUAUUCAUAUUUUUGUUAUAGUUUGAAUAUGCCGUACUCGUGUUCCAAACCCAACAUUUGUAUUGAUUGAUUCUGGUAUUAUCGGAGAGUAUUAUUAAGGUCAACGUUGCUUCAUUCCUUUUUAUUGUCCUUGAUAAUCAUUAUUAUUAGAUCAUUAAACAUGUGCCCAAUAUUCUGGAGUUGUUCUAAUGGAGAAGUUUGUGCGUUCCUCUGGGCUAUGAUUAGUUUUAGUCUUGGUGGUGGAAAAGUGUCUCCUCUCAGUGUUUUAAGUUUUAAGUGUUUUAAUAUAGAGCGACAUGCUCAGGGACUCGCUUUUCAUUUCCUCUGAUUAAAAACACGUGGGCCUACUUUGGUUUCCCCAAACAAUUUGACUCUAAAUAAAUCACUGCCUUUUCUUCA
This is a messenger RNA of Gadus morhua (Atlantic cod), 3243 nucleotides long. It is a transcript of the gene mipol1, whose product is annotated as mirror-image polydactyly 1. The transcript has 16 exons. Lineage: Eukaryota; Metazoa; Chordata; Actinopteri; Gadiformes; Gadidae. The record is from RefSeq and is a predicted model, not a curated record. The coding region runs from base 1176 to 2606 and encodes 476 amino acids.